AUGGACGAAAACUACGACGUCAUUGUCCUCGGCACUGGUCUUACCGAGUGUGUUCUUUCUGGUCUUUUGUCUGUGGAUGGCAAGAAAGUGCUCCACAUUGACAAGCAGGACUUCUAUGGUGGUGAACUGGCUUCAUUGAACUUGCUGCAAUUGUACAGUAAGUUCAAGCCUUCUGCCCAGAAACCAGAGACUAUUACCGGUAGAGACAGAGACUGGUGUGUCGAUUUGAUUCCCAAGUUUUUGAUGGCCAAUGGUGAGUUGGCCAACAUUCUUGUACACACAGAUGUGACCAAGUACAUGGAGUUCAAGCAGAUUGGCGGCAGUUACGUGUACAGAUCUGGCAGAAUCAGUAAGGUUCCAUCUAACGAAGUCGAGGCAUUGAAGUCGUCUUUGAUGGGUAUCUUUGAGAAGAGAAGAAUGAAGAGAUUCCUUGAGUUCGUCGCCAACUACGACGAUAACGUGGCCUCCACCCACCAGGGUUUGGACUUGGACAAGAACACCAUGAACGAGGUGUUUACCCACUUCGGGUUAGAAAGAGGUACUAAGGACUUCAUUGGCCAUGCAAUGGCUUUGUGGGCUAACGACGACUACCUUAAUGAGGUUGCCAGACCUUCUUAUGAGAGAAUCCUUCUCUACGUCCAGUCCGUCGCCAAGUACGGUAAGUCGCCAUACAUUUACCCAUUGUACGGUUUGGGCGAAUUGCCACAGGGUUUCGCCAGAUUAUCUGCCAUUUACGGUGGUACUUACAUGUUGGACACGCCUAUUGACGAGGUGUUGUACGACGAUGACAAGAAAUUCGCCGGUGUGAAGACCAAGGAGGGUGUCGCUAAGGCUCCAAUCGUCAUUGCCGACCCUACUUACUUCCCUGAGCGUGUCAAGAAGACUGGCCAGAAGGUUAUCAGAGCCAUGUGCAUUAUGGAUCACCCAGUUCCUAAUACUCACGACUUGGACUCUGUUCAAAUCAUCAUCCCACAGAACCAGGUCGGCAGACAAAACGACAUUUACAUAGCCGUCUUGUCUGAUGUCCACUGUGUUGUUCCAAAGGGCUACUACUUGGCCAUUGUUUCCACAAUUGUGGAGACCGCUACCCCACACGUUGAGUUGGAGCCUGCCUUCAAGCUUUUGGGCUCCCGUCUUGACACCUUGAUGGGCCUUGCAGAGUUGUAUGAGCCACAAGAUGACGGCAGCGAGAACAGCAUCUACCUUUCCAAGAGUUACGACGCUUCCUCCCAUUUCGAGUCUGCCACCGACGACAUCAAGGAUCUCUACUUCCGUGUCACUGGUAAGCCAUUGGUUUUGGAGAACCGUGCUGCCGACCGUGACUUCGAACACGACGAGUAA
Candidozyma haemuli is the source of this 1341-nucleotide messenger RNA. RefSeq names its product Gdi1p (gene GDI1). The transcript has a single exon. Gene Ontology annotation, cellular component: cytoplasm. The record is from RefSeq and is a predicted model, not a curated record. Gene Ontology annotation, biological process: protein transport; vesicle-mediated transport; small GTPase-mediated signal transduction. The coding region runs from base 1 to 1341 and encodes 446 amino acids. Gene Ontology annotation, molecular function: Rab GDP-dissociation inhibitor activity. NCBI's taxonomy places the organism in Eukaryota, Fungi, Ascomycota, Pichiomycetes, Serinales, Metschnikowiaceae.